Messenger RNA from Lottia gigantea (owl limpet), 3337 nucleotides. RefSeq lists its product as hypothetical. The record is from RefSeq and is a predicted model, not a curated record. The coding region runs from base 1 to 3321 and encodes 1106 amino acids. Lineage: Eukaryota; Metazoa; Mollusca; Gastropoda; Lottiidae. The transcript is spliced from 12 exons.
AUGGAAGACGAGCUGAGAAUUUCACUAGGAAAUGAUUCUUUGGGAGCUUUUUCUGUUAAUAGAAAUGUAGUUACCUCUUAUGAUCAUUAUCGUAAUGAUCAAAACUACGGUCGGAAAAGUGUUCUGAGGUCGUAUUCUGUACAACCAGGCGCACACAGGGACGAUGGUGCUUUCGGGUUCGAAAGUCCUACCAAUCUGUGUAAACCAUCCAGUCCAAUAGCUCCAGCCACAUCACCGAGUCUUCAAGCAUUGCCCAGCAUCACGACCAUCAAUCAAACACCGGAACCACGAGUUUGUUGGAAAGAUUUCUUGACUCAGCUGAACGCUAAAGGGAAGACGUCGAAGUUCUCUGUAAGGUCUGGGUUCGAUGAUGUACGAGUUAUAGAACACAAGUAUUCCCGACACAGCAAACAGAAAACAUCCCUUCAGGUACUCCAGCCAACACGUGCCCCUGCACCCUUUCCAUCAAAAUAUACGCCAACCCCCCGACCUCAUCACCUUAAACCUCUGGAUUGCCAUAAGAGACAGAAGAAAAAGAGACGAAAUAAAAGUGUGAACCCGGAGCUUGAUGUCAGUGGCAACGGUUUGUAUUGUCCAGCUUCGGAUCCACCACCGAAUAAGGAUUAUAUCCCUGGGUUUGUGAAGAUCAAGCAUCACGAUUGUUACCGAUGCGUAAACCGGAUGUCGACUCAUGAUCAGCAUUCCUGGAUUCAAGCUUUUAAUUUUGCUUGUCGGAUUCGAAAAUCGUCCACGAAACGAAGCCCAAAAGUUGCUGGUGAACACUUGCUGUGUGUCAAAGGUUCAAAAGAUAAGUUCAUAACUAAUGCAGCUGUAAGUAACGAUGAAGUUCACGGCCAGAUUGUGCCUCGAUCACAGAGUGAAAAUCUUCCCGAUACUAACGAGGCAGCUACCGAUAUCACUAGCGGGAAAUACGCAUCUAAACCAUUGACCAAGAAACGAGGAUCCAUAAUCAGAGCUGGAAAAAUAUCAGAACGCCACAGAAACAGUCAGGGGGAUCCGAAAUACCUCACCAGCAUCAUGCUGACAAUGCCUAUCAACGUCGAGUUCCUUAAAAACAUGGAACUGAACAAUCUAACUCACACUUUAAAAGGAGCACAAUCAUUGACGAUGGCGAUUGAGUACAAUAGAAAAAACAGAAAAAGGAUAAUGGAAAAGAAAUUGGAGGCACAACAGAAAAGUGAGGACCUAGCCAUCGCCUCGAGCUUCACCAUGUUAACGCAAUCAGAGAGCUUGUCCAAAAUCCACAAUGAGCAGGACCAGCUAAGAGAACUUUCAUUCAGCGUAAUGGAGGAAUCAGAUGCCCUGUACCGUCCUGACAGCAUUAUGUCACUGUCUGAUGGUCCGAUUUCAAAUAGGCGUCCAGUAGUGAUCUUCUCCGAAACUGAUCUCCGAGAAAAAAACAAAGAUCUCCAUCUGAAUAAGAAUACGUCUGCUAACAAUGACAUUGAUCUGUAUACCAAAAGCAAGGAUAAUGGGGGUCCAGCUGAUCUCAAGUCUGAAUCAGAAGCAAACAGCUUAGAAGAACCCGAUGCGUCAUCUAAGGAACAACCAGAAAUUAUUACCACAAAUUUAAAUGUUAGCGAUUCUUCUUGUUAUUGGGUGUUUACAUCGGAGAUGACCCAUCCAAUUAAUGAAAAUCUCGAAGGAAGUACGCCACAAAUUUCCCAAAGUCUUCAGACCGAGAGUCAAAAUGGGACAAAAGAUGUACCACAAGUUCCAGAACAUCUUCCUAACGAAGAUUACCGCGAGGAUGAAGAUCCAUAUUUGGAAGAAGAUGAUGACGAAGAAGGAGAUGUCUUUUAUGAACUUCGAUCCUUUCCACAGAAAUUCAAUAUAGAAAAUUUUGCGCUUCCAACUGGUAAGGACUUGUGUUACACCGCCAUGACAGAUAAAAGAUACAAUAAAUGGAGUCGCCAGAAACGUAGAGGAAGCAAGAAAAAGCCGAAGAAACGGGAGAAGGAGGACAAAUAUGCCGUAUCGGACGAGAAUCUUUCAGCUACCCAGGAAGUUUACCUCAGAAAUCUGGAGGCUAUUUAUAGAUCUCGUGAAGGAACCAUAAAAUACAACCAUGAUAAAGCCAACAACGAUAUCGUUACGCAUUCGGAAUGUGACCCAACUCUAGUCGCUAGUGCGACCUCAAAAGUAUCGCUUUCUGGUUCACGCGUCCAAACGAUAUCGUCUACGUCGUUGCAGAAAGUUUGCGUCUUGGAAGGCAUAUCCAAUGCUCUACCGCCGCCUUACCGUAACUCUGAUACGAGUCAGGCAAGCUAUAGUUUUGCGGAUGUGGUCGAAGGCGAACUGAAGAUGCUUUGUACUAGUAACAACAGUGAUCAAUUCAUGCCUAAAAAUGGACGAUGGGAUUCGCAUGACCAAGAUCUCAAUAUCAGAGCAAGCGAUUCGAGAUCUUUACACGUUGAAGAAGUAGAUAAUCAAGAUCUGCGUUCAUCUAUGGAUUUGACUUUCCCAUUGCGAAGAUCGGCCUCUGGCAAUACUCGUGGAUCCGCUGAGCAUGUUCCCCGCAAAUCAUCCUCCUUACUCACUAUGCCCUCAAAUGAGCGUUCAGAGGAAUGUAUACCAACAAAAGAACUGGGAGUAGAUCUACCGGAGCUGGUAAAGCCAGUGACAGCUCAAACUACAGGCCACGGGAAGAGAUCUGUACCAAGCCAUGCCUACAUAGCCAGUGUACAGAAGCAGAUCCUUGACUACCAUAGACGAGAUUUGUUUAAUGGUAGCAGUUUGAUAUGUCCUCUAUAUGUCACCCUUCCUACUAUGGAUAUAAACAUAACGGGAAAAGGACAAACAGGAGUGAGACGAUCCGCUCCAGUAAAACCAACUCGACCUUUUGAUCGAAGGAAAAAGUCUCCAAGAUUCAUUCCAAGGAACUAUACAGCGGUGAGAAUUUCUGAAGAUCCGGUACUCUCGAUUGUGAAAGGCAAAAAGGCUCAUGGUACCACUACAAGAAGGUCGAAACCUAAAACUUUUAAAAGAAGAGUUCAGAUAGGAGAAGAAAUGGAGGCUAUAACUAUACAUGAUUUACUCAGUAAUCUCAAUUCUAGUGCAGAUCCAAACUGCUCUAAAACUAAGUAUUUCCAGAAGCAUCCAUCCAACAAAUCACCAUGUCGCGGUCAGACAUUUAGAGAAAUUUACGGGAAAACAACGUGUCCAACUGGUAACCAUGGAAAUAGUCCUGAGAAACAAGAACGAGAACGAAGUCUGUCAGCUCUGUCCAUCUCCAAAUCUGUCAUUUUCUCUGUCCUUCCCAUUCCUGACUUUUAUAAAAUUCCAGAACGUUUUAAAUAAAUUAGAUUUUUUUUUC